AUGGCUGCACGUAAACCAUGGGAAACAUCAGUACCAAUGUCAAGUCAACCAAUGCCAACUUCAUUUGACACAAUCAAUAGUGGCAUGUUGCCAACGAUUGAAAAUCCACGCACAUUAGGUGUAGCACCUCCUCCUCCACCUCGAUCCAUUCAACAGCAACAGCAACAACAGCAACUUGGCAUGUAUGCUCCAACAAGCUAUCUUAGUCCUUAUUCAUUAAAUCCGUACCAAACUGGAGGCUUUUAUAAUAAUUAUCGUUUUUCACCGUACGGCGCACAGUCGAAUAUUCCAGUUAGUAAUUUUUCUCAAUUAGCCAUUGAUGAAUCGCGUUCGGCAUUUUCAUCAAUCGAAUCUAUAAUACAGGCAUUUCGUUCGAUAUCAAUGAUGCUCGAAUCAACAUUUACAAGUGUUUAUUCAUCAUUCCGUGCUGUCACUGAUGUAUUGGAUAAUUUUACACGAAUACGAAGUCAAAUAUCAGCAAUCUAUCCACUUGUUUUAUUAUGGAGAUUUCUAAAAUAUCUUUAUCAUCGUUUGUUGCGUUUACUUCAUUUACGACACGCUACGCACGGAAGUACAGAAGAAACAUGGUCAGCUAUUUAUAAUAGUCUACAACAAACUACAACUAAUUUGAAUGAACAAGCAACAGCAUCAUCGUCAUCUUCUGGUUUACUCGUUGCACUAUUUUUUCUUGUUUCAUUUGGUACACCUAUGUUGAUGCUAAAAUUUAUUAAUUCUAUUAUUCAGAAAAGACAAGGUGCUAAUACUCAUUGGUUAGAACAAGAAUCAAAUCAAUCCCGUGUGGUAGCUACAUAUGAUUAUGUAGCGAGAAAUUCUGAUGAAUUAUCGUUUACAAGAGGAACGCCUAUUUAUUUAGCGCCUAUCUCUUUACAAUCAACAUCAUCACAUUGGUUUUUGGGUACAAUUGAUCACAUUCAUACAGGUCUUAUUCCGGCUAAUUAUGUUCAACCAGUUCGACAAUCGACAAAUUCUAGUAUUAAUCUUCAUCCACAGACACCAUUCAAUUCUACGUCAACUGCUUCUCCUCCUGCACCACUUCCAUCAUCAACAUCAACUUUUAGUGUUGAGGAAAAGCCAACGUUAUCUUAA
Messenger RNA from Rotaria socialis, 1107 nucleotides. The record is from the annotation of a GenBank genome assembly. NCBI's taxonomy places the organism in Eukaryota, Metazoa, Rotifera, Eurotatoria, Philodinida, Philodinidae.